AUGUGUACUAACUGCUGGGGCGAGCAUUGGAGAUCCCAGUGUACGAAAACCAAACGCUGCAGAAUCUGUCUACAAGAAGGACAUGAUCCAGGAUCUGAAUUAUGUGAUGCCUUUGUAGAAAACCAGAAGGAAGUCAUGUCUUUUGCUGGUUCUGAAAAUCCUCUUUCCAACUUUUUCCCGUGCUCCCUACAUGUAUUUGGCGUUCACCAUCAAUCCUCCGAACACGCAUUUCAGUAUGUCAAGGCCAUUCGAAAUGGAGACAUCCAAAAAGCGCAGGCUAUUCAAGAUGUAAACUCAGCCUUAGAAGCCAAAAAAUUGGGGAAAGAGAUUCACAGCAGUGAUGAAUUCCUGUCUAAGCGAGAAGAAGUAAUGGAGGAAAUUCUAAAGGCUAAAUAUAAUCAAGUGGAAGAAUAUCACGCUGUACUGAAGAAAAGUACGCCCUCCACUAUAUAUGCUGAAGCCGUCUACGACGAUUUCUGGGGCACUGGCCUAAAUCGGAUAGGAACGGAUCACACAGAUCACAAUAAAUGGCCCGGCAAAAAUAUCAUGGGUAAGCUUACUCACAAAAUCGCUUGUGAAAACAGACCCCCGAGUCGAUCAAUAUCCGUCCCCAGGAACACUCAGUUGUCGGACCAGAGGAACAUCUCAGACAUGCUCAGCAGCAUUCAAAAGAACGAUGCUAAAAAGCCGAGAACUGGACGAAACUCCCGAAACAGGAACACAUAA
This is a messenger RNA of Ostrea edulis (European flat oyster), 726 nucleotides long. Its product is annotated as riboflavin biosynthesis protein VVA0006-like. NCBI's taxonomy places the organism in Eukaryota, Metazoa, Mollusca, Bivalvia, Ostreida, Ostreidae. The record is from RefSeq and is a predicted model, not a curated record. The transcript has a single exon. Bases 1 to 726 code for a protein of 241 amino acids.